UCCCACCGGGGCUGGCUUGCAGGACGGCAGUGCGAGGGUGACUGGGUGAAGAACUCAGAGAUGGAUGGUGAGAUAGUCCAUUUCUUCAAGGACAACGAGUUUGUCUCCUUGCACACCAGAGGGAUGGAUCCUGUGGCAGUGACUCCUGCUCCCUGCAAGUUGUGCAAACCUAUUCAGGCUGCCAUGAUAGUCACAGCUGUGAUCAUAGUGUCCUCUCUUGUGGCUCUCUUUGUUGUGGGUCACUACCACUGUAGUGGGCUACAAGAGUUUCCAGAGGCUAUCCAGAUAUUUAAAAGCCACAUUGACAAUUCUAGCACCUGGCUUGAGGAGAUCCAGAAUUUGAAGCGCAGAGUGGACAGUAUCAGUGCUCAGAUCCAGGGUCCCAUGGGUCAUCUGGGAGAUACCAGAGCUGACAUCCAGGUGGCCAAAGGUGCUCUGCAGGAGGCCAGGGCCUUGAGUUGGCAGACCCAACAGCUAGGAAGUUCCUUGGAGCGAGCCAGUGCUGAGAUCCAGCAGCUAAAGGAAGACAUGGGAAAGAUGCAGGAUUUAGCCUUCCAGACCCACGGUAUCUUACAAAACCCCUCAGAAAAAACCAGCGUUGAGCUCCACAAGCUAAGCCAAGGCUUGGAAAGUGUGAGCUCUGAGGUUCAAAUGUUGAAGGCAGGUUUGGAAAUGGCAAACACCCAGGCCAGGUUGGCGAACAGUAGUUUAAAGAAUGCAAAUUCUGAGAUAUAUGCUUUGAGAGGUCACCUGGAUAGUUUCAAUGACUUAAGGACCCAGAACCAGGUUUUAAGAAGUGGCCUGGAAGGAGCCCAGGCUGAGAUCCAGAAGCUGGGAAGAAAUUUGCAAAGUGCAAAUGCUCUGAAUUCCCAGACCGAGGCCCUUCUCCGAGGCAGUUUAGAUAACACUAGUGCUGAGAUCCUGGUACUGAGAGGUCAUUUGGAAAGAACUGGGGAUGAGAUGCACCUGUUCAAAAGAGAUUUAGAAACUGUCACUGCCCAGACCCAACUAGCAAAUGGCCAUCUGGAGCAGACAGAUGCACAGAUCCAGAUGUUAAAAGCAGAACUAGGAAAUGCCAGUGCCUUAAACUCUCAGGUUCAGCUAUUACAGGGUCAGUUGAAAAAUGUCAGUGGAGAGGUACAGACCCUAAAGCAAGAAGCGAAAGAUACCGCGGCCUUAAGUUCUCAGAUGCAGAUGUUAGGGAGCAGUCUUCAGAAGGCCAGCACUGAGAUGCAGAGGCUAAAAGAGAAUUUGGAGAACAACAAAACGGAGGAGCAGAGUCAACUGGAGACCCUCCGUGAAGCCAUUGCUUCCCAGGAGCAGCUGCAAAGGACCCAAAAUCAACUUCUCCAGCUGAUCCUACAAGGCUGGAAGAUAUUUGCGGGCAACUUAUAUUACUUUUCUAACAUCAAGAAGCCUUGGCAUGAAGCUGAGAAGUUCUGCGUGUCCCAGGGGGCCCACCUGACAUCAGUCACCUCUGAGGAGGAGCAGGCAUUCCUGGUACGGUUUACAAGCACCUUAUACCACUGGAUUGGCCUCACUGAUGCGGGUACUGAGGGCUCCUGGAGUUGGACAGAUGGGUCACCCUUUAAUACUGUCACGAGCAAAAAGUUUUGGGACAAGAAUCAGCCAGACAACUGGCAACAUCAGAGCGGGGAGACUGAAGACUGUGUCCAUAUUCAGAAGAAGUGGAAUGACAUAUCCUGCAGCGCCGCCUAUCACUGGGUCUGCAAGAAGGCCACAGGCCAGGCGGUGGCCUGACGCAGGCCAGAGCUGUGGGGCCCUCCCAGCCGCAGCGCUGCAUCCUCUUCCCUUACACUGGGCUCUGCCUGUCCUCUUUGGCUUCGCAUGGCUUUUACCCCUUCCCCCUUUUCAUUUGUCCCUUUCAAACACACACACCAACUGUGAGCCAGUCUGAUCAGCAGCUCCGCCAGGGAAGAGCCUGACUGUGCCUGUUUUUUCUUUUUUCAUCAACCAGCACAAGCCCAUGAGACAGCAGGUCCUCAAUAAAGCCUCACUUCAUGAACAUAA
Octodon degus (degu) is the source of this 2031-nucleotide messenger RNA. RefSeq names its product C-type lectin domain family 4 member F (gene Clec4f). Lineage: Eukaryota; Metazoa; Chordata; Mammalia; Rodentia; Octodontidae. Bases 61 to 1761 code for a protein of 566 amino acids. The transcript is spliced from 6 exons. The record is from RefSeq and is a predicted model, not a curated record.